GCCGCCGGCGACGAGGGCUGGGAGCAAGACGCCUUGUCGCCCAUCAUCCCCAUCAUCACCGCCGUCUACUCGCUCGUCUUCGUGGUGGGCUUGCUGGGCAAUUGCCUGGUCAUGUAUGUCAUCAUCAGGUACACCAAGAUGAAAACAGCCACCAACAUCUACAUCUUCAACCUGGCCCUGGCCGACGCCCUGGUGACCACCACCAUGCCCUUCCAGAGCACCGACUACCUACUCAACACGUGGCCCUUCGGUCAGGUGGUGUGCAAGGUCUUCAUAGCCAUCGACUACUACAACAUGUUCACCAGCAUCUUCACGCUCACCAUGAUGAGCGUGGACCGCUACGUGGCCGUGUGCCAUCCGGUCAAGGCGCUGGACUUCCGUACCCCCGUCAAGGCCAAGGCGAUCAACGUUUGCAUCUGGAUCCUGUCCUCGGCCGCCGGCAUUCCCGCCUUCGUCCUGGGCGACACGCAGACAAACCUCGGCAUCACGGAGUGCGCCUUACAGUUCCCCGAGCCGUACGUCUACUGGGACACUCUCAUGAAGAUGUGCGUGUUCGUGUUCGCCUUUGUGGUUCCGGUUCUGAUUAUCACCGUGUGCUACUCCCUGAUGCUCCUGCGGCUCAAGACGGUCCGCAUGCUCUCUGGCUCCCGGGUGAAGGAUCGAAACCUGCGCCGCAUCACUCGGCUGGUGGUGGUGGUGGUGGCCGUCUUCGUGGUGUGCUGGACCCCCAUCCACAUCUUCAUUCUGAUCAAGGCGUUGGCCAGCGUGCCCGAGACCACUGCCAUCAUGGCCGCCUAUUUCUUUUGCGUGGCUCUGGGCUACACCAACAGUAGCCUUAACCCCAUCCUCUACGCCUUCCUGGAUGAGAACUUCAAGCGUUGCUUCAAGGACUUCUGCACCUCAGCAAGGCUCAGGCGCGAGAAGGCGUCCAGGAGUAGGAAGGCGGCGCCGGAGGCGGUGCGGGAGGCUGCCCUACCCCUGAGGAACCCGGAUGAAAAUAGUAAGCCCUCAUGACUAGCGGUGGAACUGUCCUCCAUUUCUCACGCUGAAAAAGAAGACUCCCGAGACUUGGGUCUCACCCACA
Molecule: messenger RNA, 1084 nt
Organism: Hippocampus zosterae (dwarf seahorse)
Lineage: Eukaryota; Metazoa; Chordata; Actinopteri; Syngnathiformes; Syngnathidae
Product: kappa-type opioid receptor-like
Exons: 3
Coding region: 112-1014 (300 amino acids)
Biological process (GO): G protein-coupled opioid receptor signaling pathway; neuropeptide signaling pathway; sensory perception of pain
Cellular component (GO): membrane; neuron projection
Molecular function (GO): neuropeptide binding; dynorphin receptor activity
Source: RefSeq, a predicted model, not a curated record